CCUUGUGAGGGUCCGUCCAUGAUUUCGGUUGAUCUCCAAAGCGGGUGGUGCUUGCUUGGUUGGUUGGUCUUGCUACAUAUAUAUAAUAUGUUUAUUAAAUUAAUUAAUUAAAACUGUUUAAAUUGGCUGAUUAUGUUGGACUCAACGGCCCCUUUUCAAAAGCCCUUGGUCGCAGAAAAUCUGUCAAGAUCUUUCAGGCCGAGUGGAAUUGAACCGUAGACGAUCUUAUACCAGUUGGGGUCUUUACAUUCUGAAUGCAUGUCUUAUCAAUUUUUCCGCAGUGGGGGGGUUUGGGGGCAGGACCAAGUGGCUUUCAAGCGCAACGCAGCUUCAACAGAAUAUAACAAAAGACCCGGCCUCGUAUUGCUUGAAGAAAAGGAGUGAAUCCCGCAUCCAGACAGCUAUAUGGUACUAAGUCUCUACACCAGAAAGGCAUGAGCUUCUCUCCUUGUGACAGCAGCGUGUGUACAUUGGCUCAAGAUGUCGACCGUCCGGCCUGAGAAUCCGUUGGUUCGCGGAUGACACGAUGGCCCAGAUGGCCCAGAUGGCCGGCGGUCUACGCCGUGCUUUCGGCGUUCUUUCCGCGAUGUCUCACCCAGGUGGAGAUGUGCCAUCCAGAAUGCAAGACCUGCCAUUUGUUUGACCAUGACCUCUCAUGGCACUGCUUGGAAUGCAAUCCUGGUUAUGAUCUGUGGGUGGAUGGCUGCUUUUUGCCUUGCCCCACUGGCCAGUACAGAUACGGCUACACCUGCGAGAGAUGCUACGACAAUUGCGACGUUUGCGUGGGAGGGCUAGCGCAUGAGUGUCAGGUCUGUUCUUUCGGCUUUACCUUCGACUUCCGGGGGCUUUGCAUGAGAUCUUGCCCUCCAGGAAGACAUGCCUCACUGGAUGGAUUGAGAUGUGAAGACUGCGAUGCUUAUUGCAGAGAGUGUUUGAGCGGGUCACGAAUUGGAUGUUCAUCCUGCUAUUCUGGCUAUACUCUCCGGGUGCUGGAUACCAAUACCAACACUGGGGAGUGCAUGCAGGAUUGCGCGAAAGGUUUCUUUCGAGAUGCACCCAAUGAUUUGCGCUGCAUCCAGUGUGGAAAGUAUUGCUUGGAUUGCAACUCUCUCUACAACUGCUUUGAAUGCCAAGUGGGCGCAACCCUUUUCCGUGGCAUUUGCUACUUGGAUCCCAGCGGCACGGUGGAUCAGACGGUCGACUUGCAGACCUACCUGUCCUCGGGUGCUGGUGCCAGCUGGGAUGUCAACGACGCGCCCAGCUGGACCCUGUUGACCUCGCAGGUGCGGCGACUCCAAGACGAAGCCGAUGAAGCUUUUCAGUGGGACCCCAGCAAUCCUAAGUCGUGGGCCGCCGCACUUCUGCGCAGCGAGUAGCGCACGUGCUUGUUUCACCCGACCAGCACAGCCCUGUCGGGCAAAAGAGACAAAGAUCGGGGGCUUGUGGCAAUCUACUUCUUCUGUGUACAUUAUAUCUUUUGAAAGGCCAUCCAGUUCAAUGC
Messenger RNA from Durusdinium trenchii, 1501 nucleotides. NCBI's taxonomy places the organism in Eukaryota, Dinophyceae, Suessiales, Symbiodiniaceae. The record is from the annotation of a GenBank genome assembly.